Messenger RNA from Fusarium oxysporum Fo47, 1611 nucleotides. RefSeq lists its product as uncharacterized. Gene Ontology annotation, biological process: positive regulation of translational elongation. Gene Ontology annotation, molecular function: ribosome binding; translation elongation factor activity; RNA binding. Bases 1 to 1611 code for a protein of 536 amino acids. The transcript has 4 exons. The record is from RefSeq and is a predicted model, not a curated record. Lineage: Eukaryota; Fungi; Ascomycota; Sordariomycetes; Hypocreales; Nectriaceae.
AUGGAGAGGGCAAAGUGCGUGAGAAAGGGCUGGGACAGAACAGGACAGAACGGAUCAACAGGACACAGCGCUGCCGAGGGAGCAACACAACGCUCAGUUUGGCACAAGUCGUCCAAUCCUGCCCCCGUCUUCAAAAGCCCAGUUUCGUUCUGCGUCCUGUUCGUCGCAAAUCUGGACUUUGAGGCUCGCGUCCCCGUUCCCUUUAGCAUCUUCCCAUCGACAUAUCGGGAAUCCGAAUCCCAUACCCAGACCGUUACCGAAACAAAAACCCACGAAGAGGUUGAGAUCAAACCCCAACAGCCCCAAGCCGGACGGGAAGGUCAAUACUCUUCUGUCUCUGUCACCGCCGAACAGGUUCCUCCUCGCGGAGAGCAACGCUUUAGCGAAGAAGAGGUCCGUAUUACGCGUGAAGAAGAACGUUACCGCCGUCCCGGUGUCCAAAAAUUCGAGCACGAAGAAGAGCACUUUACUAUCCGUGAAGACUCGCGACGACCUGAACCUCCCUCUCAAUACCAACCCUCUCAGUACCAACCACCCUCCCAAUACCAAACUUCUCACACUCACGUAGAGGUCGACACCCACCGUCAUCCCUACUACUCCACCCCCAUCGAUCUCGCUGAACGUGAAUACCGCCAGCGUUACCGCCCUGCCCAAGCCUUUUCCACUGAAGACCCUACUUCCCACUCUCACUCUCACACUCACUACCAAACUCAAGACAACUUCCAAGCCAACAACUACACCGUUGAAGGCCGACCCGCUCCCCAAUUCUAUUCCUCCGAGAAGACUGAAAUCAACAACUUCACCGUUGACGGACGUUCAUCUCGCCCUCAGUACAACCAGACCGAGAAGACCGAGUUCAACAACUUCACUGUUGACGGCCGUUCUUCCCGACCUCAAUACACUUCUGAGAAGACUGAAAUCAACAACUUCACCGUUGACACACCUGUUGCUCGUCCAUCUAACAAGAAGGACGUGAGAUUCACUGAAGAAACCGUCGAAACUACCAAGGUCGACAACAAGUCCAAGAUGGGUUACUACGACGACGACGGUCACUACAACUCUUUCCGCGCCGGUGCUCACAAGCUCGGUGAUCGCAUUGCCCAUGGAGGUCGUCGCGAUAUCGAGAUUGACAUCCACGAGGGUCCUCGUCCCUCUGCUGACUGCCUUCCCAACACCGUCAGCAUCCCCUGCCACCAUAUCCGCCUGGGUGACUUCUUGAUGCUCCAGGGCCGCCCCUGCCAGGUCAUCCGCAUCUCUACCUCCUCUGCCACCGGUCAGUACCGCUACCUUGGUGUCGAUCUCUUCACCAAGCAGCUCCACGAGGAGUCCUCUUUCAUCUCCAACCCUGCCCCCAGCGUUGUCGUUCAGUCCAUGCUCGGCCCUGUCUUCAAGCAGUACCGUGUCCUCGACAUGCAGGAGGGUCAGAUCGUUGCCAUGACUGAGACUGGUGACGUCAAGCAGGGUCUCCCCGUCAUUGACCAGUCCAACCUCUACUCCCGCCUCAGCAGCGCUUUCGAGUCCGGCCGUGGCUCCGUCCGUGUCCUCGUCCUCAACGACGGCGCUCGUGAGCUCGCCGUUGACAUGAAGGUCAUCCACGGCUCUCGCCUGUAA